AUGGAAGUGAACGAGAAGGAGGUUGAUGGAGAGAUCAGGAAAACCACGUCGAAGAGAAAGAUUCCCGAGAGAGGCAGCGUCUCCUGUGCAGCAGUACAUCACGUAUUAAGUUGUGUAGAGAGCUUGACUAGCACUAAAGAGGUGCCUUGGUACAUGUCCAGGCUCUCUCGGUACACACAGAUCGUCCGUCGCAUGGCCUGGAUACAACGUUUCGUCGGUAACUGUAGAAAUCGUCGAAGAAUUUGCAUCAGUGGGCCACUUUCCCUGGAAGAGGUAAGAAAAGCCGAACUAACGCUUUUUAAAUUGGUACAGGAGGAGAGUUUUGCGGGUGUAGGCGAUCCACGUCUCGUAGGAAUGACAAUCUUCAUGGACUCUGAUGGACUCAUACGUCUGAAGUCUUUGAUUUCCAAUAGGAGCGAUGAGUUGGGUUUUCGUCUCCCGAUUGUCCUGGAUUACAGACAUCCUCUUGUACAGAAGCUUAUUUAUCUCCAGCAUCUUGUUCUAAAUCAUGGCCCAAUCGACUACAUCAUGAACAAGCUUCGAGAAGAGUACCGGGUGCUCUGCUGCAGAAGGGCAGUACAAUCCAUCGUUCGUCGCUGUAUCGUGUGCAAACGUCACACUGUCAAACGACUAGAAGCUGUGCCUGCUCCCUUGCCGGAAGCGAGGGUGAGAGAUGCUGUGGCGUUUGAGGUGAUUGGGGUUGAUCUAGCUGGACCCUUGUAUCUCAGGAAUGGUGAUAAGGGCUGGGUAGUUCUCUUCACGUGUGCUGUUUUCCGAGCCGUACACCUGGAACUGGUCACGUCACUAUCCACCGAUGCAUUCUUGGAGUCGCUAAGACGUUUUAUUGCUCGCAAGGGACGCCCAGCUAUCAUUUACUGCGAUAAUGGCACCAACUUCGUGGGGGCGCACAAUCUACUGCGAGGACUAGACUGGGCAAAGGUCGUCGCCCGCGGAGUGUUGGAGAGGAUCGAGUGGCGCUUUAAUCCACCCUCGGCUCCCUGGUGGGGAGGAUGGUGGGAGCGCCUGGUACGAGUGACCAAAGAUCUCCUGAAGAGGACCCUGAAGAAAACAUCCCUGACGUAUGAAGAACUCCAGACGACAUUGUGCGAUUGUGAAGCUGUGAUUAAUUCUCGUCCAUUAACGUAUUUGGCCGAGGACCCAGAGCAACUGAUCCCACUUUCCCCAGACAUGUUCCUGAGGGAUCUCCGUUUACACGGAGUCGCCGACCUGGAUCAGGUCGAUGCCCAGGCCCUGACAAGACGCCUACGAUAUCGACAAAGACUCAAGGAUGAACUUCGCGAACGCUUCCGUGUUGAGUAUCUCGGGCAGCUAGCUCGAAGGAGUUUCGAGAAGGGAUUGAACGGCAGCCUCAAAGAGGGGGACCUGGUGUUCGUCGGUUCUGACAACACAAAACGUCUGGAUUGGCCUCUGGCUAGAGUGAUUGAGGUUUUUCCGGGAAAAGACGGUGUUGUCAGGGUGGUUCGAGUGAAAACGGCGAUUCAGACCCUGACAAGGCCUAUCCAAAGGUUGUUCCCACUCGAGUUGUCCUCUUCCGAGGCCUCUGAAUUGACUGGCGAAACCAGCACUUCAGGGUGUGAGCCUGAGCAGCUAUCUACAGUGGAGAAUACUCCUAUGACUGCUCCAUGGAAGACGGUCACGCGUAAGCAUACUAUAAAGAAGAACAUACCCAGAGCCAACGUUGGUCUUGAACGAGAAAAACCCAGCAGCCCCAUCGUUACCAGGGGUGGGCGGGUGGUUAGAGCCCCAAGGAAAUUACAAGACUAG
Diachasma alloeum is the source of this 1785-nucleotide messenger RNA. RefSeq lists its product as uncharacterized. The coding region runs from base 1 to 1785 and encodes 594 amino acids. NCBI's taxonomy places the organism in Eukaryota, Metazoa, Arthropoda, Insecta, Hymenoptera, Braconidae. Gene Ontology annotation, biological process: DNA integration. Gene Ontology annotation, molecular function: nucleic acid binding. The record is from RefSeq and is a predicted model, not a curated record. The transcript has a single exon.